UCAGGAAGAAAACAAUAACAACAUCACGUGUUCGCAGCGCAGCGUCGGCGAGACGUUCUUAACUCUGAACAAUAUCUUUAAACACACUGCAGGAGUCUGACAUUAACAACACAUACACAUACAUGUACAUGUAGAAAUAUGUAAUAAAGGUGUCGGGCUGUGAUUCUAAGCGUGUGAAGAGCGGAGGUGUUUCGCGUUCGUCUUCAGAAGAUCCGCAGCUCUGUAGAGAUGGAGGAGAAGCACAUGCAGUCAGUUCUGAUCGCUCUGCUCAGACAGGACCAUGUCCAGCUGUGGACGGAGCCCUUCAUCUCUGACCAGCAGAAGAUCCGGGAGCUGGCUCAGAAAUACGUGUCAGCCACUGAGUUCUCUCUGGAGGAGGUGAUCUUCACUCUGGAGAGCAUCAGAGCAGACACCAGCAGGAAAGAUGAAGGGAACAAGCAGUUUAAAGAGACAGCAGUGGCCUCGCUGGAGCUCCACCUGCCCAGAACAGCAGAGAAUAACAGAAGCAGAGUUCAUUUAAAAACCAAGCUGGACAUCACCGCGCAAGAGCUGAAGAAACAGAUCAGUGAGGAGUACGGCUUCACACACUUCAAUCUGAUUUUGUCUGGGAAGAAGCUGGCUCUAGGGAGGAGGCUCGAUGAACAGAACGUGAAGAACAACAGUAAGAUGAUGGUGCUGAAGGUGUCCUCGCAGCAGGAGAAGAGCGAGAUGCUGGAGGAGGAGGAGAAGAAGCGCAGGCAGGAUGAAGGAGUGCAGAGAACGCAGAAGGGUUUCCAGAUCCUGUCAGAGAGAGACGGGAGUGAAGAUCCAGUCUCCACCCCGUUCUUAGAGAUCGCGGAUCAGAAAGGAAAUCCGCUGCAGAUCCCUGACAGCGAGAGGAAGGCUCUGAUCCUGGCGAUGGGUUUCCAUGAGAAAGGUCGAGCUCUGUUGAAGAAGAGGAACCACAGCGCCGCUCUGUGUCACCUGCUGCAGGCCGACGAACAGUUCAAUAAGUGUAACUCGGCGCUGCUGAAGACGGUGGAUAACUACGCCGUGCUGCAGCUGGAUGUGGUUUGGUGUUUUCAGGCUCUGCAGCAGCUCGACUGUCUGAACGACGCCAGACAGCGUCUGGAACGAGCCGAGGAGUGCUUCAAGAGAUGCUACGGAGAGCAGCAGAGCCGGCUGCAGCAGAUCAAGGGUCACACCGGAGGAGAGGACGUGCUGUUUCUGAGGCUCUAUCUGCUCCAGAGUCUGCUGGCCUACCAUGAUGGCAAGAAGAACCAAGCGUUCAACAAGCUCAGAAACGUGGAGGAGCUGCUCGGUCAGCUGUGUCUGGACCCUGAGAAGAUGCUCCAGCUGAUGACUCUGGGUUUCUCGGAGCAGGAGGCGCGUCUGGGUCUGAGAGCCUGUCGAGGAGACGUGGAGGCAGCGGAGCGGCUCAUCUCGCAGAGGAAGAAGGAGAAGAAGGAGCUGAAGGAGCGAGAGCGGGAGAAAAGGAGAUGCCGUCUGCAGGACAUCAACACACUGGUGGAGCUGGGCUUCAGUAAGAGAGAUGCCGCCAGAGCCCUCCAUCAGACCAGAGGAGACGUGGACAAGGCCUACACGGUUCUGCUGGAUGGCGCUGAAGCUCAGAGUUCAGACGGACAGACUAAGCUGGAUCAGUGUGAGAUGAUGCUGAUGCUGAUGAUGCUGUGUGUGUUUAUUCAUGACUCCAAUGUUGUGUGUGUGUGUGCAGCUUCAGCUUGGAGUCGUCUGGACGAGGAUCUGGUGAACGAGGUUCUGGAGGACAUUCCCCGACACGAGGAGGAUUAUCUGGAUCUGACGCUGGACGAGGAGAAGGAGCUGCUGCUGCAGAUCAGAUCCAGUCUGGAGAAGCAGAGCUCCUCACCUCCAGAUCGCUCGUGAAUCACUUCCAGAAAAUAUAUGUGAUGCCCUUUUAUUUCUUUCAGAUAGCAGAGAAUCAAAAAAAGAAAAUAACCUUAGAUUUCUACAAUAAUUGGAGUCAUAUUUGAAGCUUGAUUGAUGACGUCAAAGAACGAUCGCUUUAUCUUUAUUAGAAGAUUCGUUGAAGGGAACAUGUUUGAUGGUAAUUCUACACUAAUUUCAUGAUCAGUUCAGUUUAAGUGCUUUCAGUUCUGACUCUGUUUAUAAUGUUCGUCUCCUGAAGAUGUUUGUUAAACGCAAUAAAGAUUCUCUCGUUGUGAUUAUUAACUGCAUGUUGUGCAAUAGCUCAUUUUUUA
Molecule: messenger RNA, 2219 nt
Organism: Sinocyclocheilus rhinocerous
Lineage: Eukaryota; Metazoa; Chordata; Actinopteri; Cypriniformes; Cyprinidae
Product: NEDD8 ultimate buster 1-like
Exons: 14
Coding region: 229-1884 (551 amino acids)
Biological process (GO): regulation of ubiquitin-dependent protein catabolic process
Molecular function (GO): protein binding
Source: RefSeq, a predicted model, not a curated record